GUUGGCGCUGCGGCUCCUGUUGUAAGAAAAUAAAACGGGUAAAAGGUUAGCCAGCUAUAUACAGCUCAUUUAUUCGCGUCUCUCAAGAGGAGCAGAACUCUUCAAGCCCCUGAGGACUGUGGGUACAGAGGGCAGCAGCAGCCAUGUCCGGCUCCUAUGAUGACUCCAUGAUCGACGUCUCCAGUGACAGCUUCUGGGAGGUGGGGAACUACAAGCGGACAGUGAGGCGGGUGGACGAUGGCAGUCGCCUGUGUAACGACCUGAUGAACUGUCUCCAUGAGCGGGCGCGCAUCGAGAAGUCCUACGCACAGCAGCUCACAGAGUGGUCCAAACGCUGGAGACAGCUUAUAGAGAAAGGCCCCCAGUACGGGACCCUGGAGCGGGCGUGGGGCGCCCUGUGCACGGAGGCGGAGAAGGUGAGCGAGCUCCACAUGGAGGUGAAGGCGGCGCUGAUGGGGGAGGACUUUGAGAAGCUCAAGGUGUGGCAGAGGGACUACUACCACAAACAGAUGAUCGGAGGCUUCAAGGAGACCAAGGAGGCUGACGACGGCUUCCGCAAGGCCCAGAAACCCUGGGCCAAGAAACUGAAAGAGGUGGAGACGAUGAAGAAGGCGUACCACGGGGCCUGUAAGGAAGAGAAGCUGGCCACAAGCCGGGAGAACAACAGCAAGAUGGAGAACAACAGCAACCCUGAGGCCCAGAAGAAGCUGCAGGAUAAGGUGGAGAAGUGCCAGCAGGAGAUGGAGAAGACUAAGGAGCGCUAUGAGAAGUCUCUGGAGGAGCUGGACAAGAUAACUCCCCAGUACAUGGAGAACAUGGAGCAGGUGUUUGAACAGUGGCAGCAGUUUGAGGACAAACGCAUCACCUUCUUCAAAGCGCUUCUGCUGGAAGUCAAGCAUCACCUCGACCUCUCCACCAAUCACAAAUUCCAGACAGUUUUCCACACGUUGGAGGACACUAUCUCUGCUGCUGAUGCUGAGGAGGACCUCAAGUGGUUCCGCUCCAACCACGGUCCUGGCAUGCCCAUGAACUGGCCCCAGUUUGAGGACUGGUCCUGCUCCCCUAGGUCCAUAAGGUCCAUUGUAGACUGGUCCAUAGACUUGAACCGUACACUGAGUCGGCGAGAGACUAAGAAGAAGCCUUCCGAUGGAGUCACCCUGACGGGCAUCAGCCAAAUGGAAGAGCAGCAGGCAGCUAAGAGCAGCAGCAGCCUGACUGUGCCCACUAACACAGAGCCGGUGGGUUCGAACCCCUUCGAGGAUGACGACGACGAGGAUCUCCAGGAGACCAUGAAGGAACAGCCCACUGUCGUCAACAACAACAACAACCGCAGUCCGCUCAAUGUCAAAAAAGUGGAGGAAGUGAAAACCGCCAGCAGUGUGGAGAAGUCGCAGGAGUGGUCGGAUGAGGAGACUGGGGUGAACCCGUUUUCCAUGGAGGACGCCAACGGCGACGGGAACCCAUUUGAGGUGGAGCCGGCGUCCUCGGUGGUGUCUGUGGCCGUGCGCGCCAUCUACGACUACGAAGGACAGGAGCAGGAUGAACUCAGCUUCAAAGCAGGCGAGGAGUUCACCAAGAUAGGAAACGAGGACGACCAGGGCUGGUGCAGAGGGCGCCUGAAAGAUGGCGUGGUGGGCCUCUACCCCGCCAACUACGUAGAAGACAUCCAGUAAUGACAGAGCGAAGGACGAGGAGGAAAAAGAGAGAGAGGAGGAUGAGGAGAAAGAAAGUGGAGGAGGAGAUGAGGCAGGAGGGUGGGCGGGGCAGGCCUCGCAUUCACCCCUCUGUGGGCGGGGGGGGGUAGCAGAAGGAAGGGGUUUGCCCGUCGAAUAUGAGUAUGAUGAUGAAGCUCUCUCUGUUUUAUCUUCCUGGAUCCCAUGUGCACAAACACAAAUCUUCCUACAACUACGGCCUGCUCUCAUUGUCAACUUUUAUGAUGGGACACCCAGUACAGAGUCUAAAGCCAGCUACAAAAGCACAUGUUACUUAAAGCCAUUACUGUUACAGAAAAAAUAUAAAAAGAUAUUGAAAAGAUGUAACUAUCCAAUUGUAGCUUGAAGUUAUUAAGACUUUGAAGGAAUAAACAGAUUUAAAAGAUGUGAACAGACAUGGGAGAGGAUAUACAUGUGUCCUACAUUUUAGAUUUGAUUUUAUUUGAAACUACUUUUAGGUCUCCAAUCAAUCUCUCGGUCGACUCUUUAAUUCAUUUUUGCCAUAGACAGUUGGUGAUACAUAUUUUUAGUUCUAUAGAUCUGAUUCUAUUGUAACACCAGUUUGGAGUCCAGGAUCCGAUUUGGAAGCCUUGUGUCGAAAUAGGGGGAAUUUGCAAUUGCAUGUUAUUUCUUGCGCUGUUUUGAGCGUCCUUCACCCCAUCCUUUUGACAGUAAUCAAUGUUUUUUUUUUUUACAUUAUGAAAGCCAUUUGUCUGAAAUAUCAGAACCAACAACCCGUUUUCUUAUUUUAGACUUUUUCAAAUCUUUUGAGUGAAGGGCUUGGGAUUCAUGGCAGUGCCGGUUCAGAACAAUGAGGCUUUACACAACAACAUUGUAUAUGAUGCCUAUAGUUCACAUUUGUCAAGUCUCAUCCCUUUUUUGUAUUUUAAAUCUGAUUAGAAUUAUACUUUUUUGCUCAUUGAAUAGUUGAUGAAUGAGAGAAACCGAUACGAUUAAUUCUAUCCAGUUCUUCCACCGUCUCCAACCAGCUGGGUCUCAGCAUUUCAUAUUAUUCUUAACUUAAAUGCUCUGAUACCAGGUUGCUCCAACCCACAUUUUAUCAAUAAGUGAUGCACUCACCCUCACUGCUAAGUUUUCCUGUAACCUUUACCCCUCAGCCUUAAUUGAUUGUAUAUUCUUGAAUUGUUUGAUUGUAUCGGCUCACCUAUUGAUUGUACACGUUUGCUGGUCAUUUUAGUAUCAGGGACAUUCACCAGGGCACAUAGGGUUCUGGUCAAACGUAGUGCACUAUAAAGGAAAUAGGGUGCCAUUUGUGACAACCGCUAUUCACACAAUUGACUUCACAUUCUGUUGGUAGAUUUUUACGUCAUGUGAAUGUUAUUUUUUUCUUUCAACACUGAAUGUUUGGGAAUAAGGUGUCUCACUUGAAGUUAGGAGCUUUAGCCCCAGCUUGCACUGGAUGUCAAAUUCAAAGCUUUGGGAGAAUAUUUUUUUUUUUGUGCCAGCAAAACAAUGUUACACGUUCAGCAAUAAAAACCACAGUUUUUACAGUUUUUCACAAACUAGAGGGUCCGAUUUAAUAAAAGUAUGUUUGCAUGUAAAUAGCGAGGAACCUACGAACAACUUAAGCAGUUAAAGAUUAGGGAGUUGUGAUGGUUUUUAUUUGGUAAUUGAAGACUGUUAAUUUAUGAGAUGCCUUGAGUGCUUUUGUUCUUCUCUGUCAGACGAAAUGCUGUGAUUAGGAAAAAAAAUCAGUUUGUACAAUUGUAUGUUUUAUUGCGAAUUUGCUGUCUUGUUGCAUUUGUAAAUAUAAUUACAAUUUUUCUCCAGAGGGGCCAUAGCCUAUGUAUGAUUAGUAAUUGACAAAUAACAGAUUAUAUUUUUUCUCAUUUUCUUUUCAAAGUUAAUGAAUGAUUGACACACACACCCUUAACUCCACCACAUGUGCAUUACCAGUAUUGGCAAACUAUAUAUGGUAUAGGACCUAUCCCAAUUCCCAUCUCUAGUAUAUGUUUCUCAUAUUGGGAGUUGAUGUUAUGGCUCUUACAUUAGUGUUUGCUAAAGAAUGCGCUCACAACAAUGUGUUUAAGCAUGAUGCUCCUGGAAAUAUCACCUACAUUUUAUGCCUACAACUGCAUUUCGAGGGGAAGAUAGAUUUGGUUUGAUAUUACUUGCACAACUCAAUUUGUCAAUGUUAUCCCACAGCAUACAUUAUAAAUGAAUUGAACGAAA
This is a messenger RNA of Coregonus clupeaformis (lake whitefish), 3905 nucleotides long. Its product is annotated as protein kinase C and casein kinase substrate in neurons protein 2. The transcript has 12 exons. Gene Ontology annotation, molecular function: phospholipid binding; protein binding. Gene Ontology annotation, cellular component: cytoplasm; endosome; plasma membrane. Lineage: Eukaryota; Metazoa; Chordata; Actinopteri; Salmoniformes; Salmonidae. Bases 144 to 1673 code for a protein of 509 amino acids. Gene Ontology annotation, biological process: plasma membrane tubulation; cytoskeleton organization; regulation of endocytosis. The record is from RefSeq and is a predicted model, not a curated record.